Messenger RNA from Ailuropoda melanoleuca (giant panda), 1371 nucleotides. Its product is annotated as cathepsin L1. The transcript is spliced from 8 exons. The coding region runs from base 118 to 1119 and encodes 333 amino acids. Gene Ontology annotation, biological process: proteolysis. The record is from RefSeq and is a predicted model, not a curated record. Gene Ontology annotation, molecular function: cysteine-type peptidase activity. NCBI's taxonomy places the organism in Eukaryota, Metazoa, Chordata, Mammalia, Carnivora, Ursidae.
GCGGAUCCCGGCCUUAAAAGCGCGGCUUCGACCCACUCACUGCCGGGCCUUCUGGACCCCGGGACAUGCAUCUGUGACCCAGACUGUGGAGCGGCACCGGCUACAGCUUUUUGGAACAUGCAUCCUUCACUGUUCCUGGCUGCCCUUUGCCUGGGAAUAGCCUCAGCGGCUCCACGUUUCAAUGAGAACUUAGAUGCGCGCUGGACCCGCUGGAAGGCGGCAAACGGGAAGCUAUAUAACAAGGAUGAAGAAGUAUGGAGGAGAGCAGUGUGGGAGAAGAAUAUGAAAAUGAUUGACCAGCACAAUGAGGAAUACAGCCAAGGGAAACACAGCUUCAUACUGGCAAUGAACGCCUUUGGUGACCUGACCAAUGAAGAAUUCAAGCAGGUGAUGAAUGGUCUUAAAAUCCAGAACCCAAGGGAGGGGAACAUGUUCCAACUACUUCCUUUCGCUGAGACCCCCUCAUCUGUGGACUGGAGAGAGAAAGGCUACGUAACCCCCGUGAAGGAUCAGGGUCAGUGUGGUUCCUGUUGGGCCUUUAGUGCAACUGGUGCCCUAGAAGGACAGAUGUUCCGGAAAACUGGCAAACUUGUGUCACUGAGUGAGCAGAACCUGGUGGACUGCUCUCGGGCUGAAGGCAAUGCGGGCUGCAAUGGUGGCCUGAUGGAUAACGCUUUCCGGUAUGUGAAGGACAACGGAGGCCUGGACUCAGAGGAAUCCUAUCCGUAUCUUGCACAGGAUGGACGCUGCAAAUACAAGCCCGAGCAAUCUGCCGCCAAUGACACUGGCUUCGCGGACAUCCAUCAGGAUGAGGAGUCCCUUAUGUUGUCGGUGGCAACGGUGGGGCCCAUCUCUGUUGCGAUCGAUGCAAGCCUGGACACCUUCCGGUUCUAUUAUAAGGGCAUUUAUUAUGAUCCAAACUGCAGCAGUGAAGACCUGGAUCACGGUGUUCUGGUGGUUGGCUAUGGCUCUGAUGAAAGAGAAGCGGAGAACAAAAAUUAUUGGAUUGUAAAGAACAGCUGGGGUACACAGUGGGGCAUGCAGGGCUACAUACUGAUGGCCAAGGACCGGGGCAACCACUGUGGAAUCGCCACCUCAGCCAGCUUUCCCAUUGUGUGAGAUGAUGGUGUAAAGAAGACCUUGACCGGGGACAGAAUAUGCAGAAGAGAAAUUUCAUCUUACAACUGAUCACACCUUAUUGUGUGGAAUAAAACACUCAGAUCCCUGCAGAUGCACCUUGCGACCUGAUUCUGUGACUUCUUGCUGCUUUGAACAGCUUUGUGUGGUUGACUUGUCUAAUAACUUUUGAAUUUUUAUAUCUUACACUGAUGUAUAAAGUUUCACCUUUUAAAAUAAAACCAUUUCAAAGUA